Messenger RNA from Arabidopsis arenosa, 1031 nucleotides. NCBI's taxonomy places the organism in Eukaryota, Viridiplantae, Streptophyta, Magnoliopsida, Brassicales, Brassicaceae. The record is from the annotation of a GenBank genome assembly.
CAAGGAGAUCUCGGUGGUCGUGCACUUCAAGAAGGAGACGACUUCGAAUGGACGGUCAAGAUCGAUUUGUGGUCGGCAGAGUACACAUGUACAAUGAAGUGGAAUACAAAGAGGAAGAGGUUCGAGGCGUUUAAGAUGGCAGCUCGGAACAAAGAUGCUAAGUUCUUUGAGUCUGAUGAGAGUAGUGAAGAAGAUGAGGUUGAUGAGAAGGAUAAGAAGAAGAAGAAGAAGAAGAAGAAGUUGUAUUUGAAAGAUGUUCAAGCACAACAUUUGCUUGAGGAAGGUCCUGAGUUUGUUGAGGAAGAUGAGGAGAGGAAGGUUAGGACUUACGCUGAGCAGCAGGGCGAGUUGAGGAGAGCUGUUACGGAUGCUUUGGAAGCUGGAGGGAAUGAGAGUGAUGGAGAUGAUGAUUUUUUGAGAGUUGUGGAGAAGGAAGGAGAUGAUGAUGUGGAGGUUGAUCAGGAGUUAGCUAAGAAAAUUGAUGAGUAUUUUGGUGAAGAAGCUGAGGUUGUUGAGAAUCAGUUUUUGAAAGAUUAUUUGGUGAAACAAUUGUGGAAGGAGAAAGAGGAGAAGAUUAUAGAUAAAGCAGAGUUGAAGGAGUUGAGUGAGGAUGAGCAAGCUGUUUGGGAUCAGGAGGAUUUUGAGGCAGGAAGACCGUUGGAGAGAAGCUAUAGGCAUGAAGAGAAUGCUGGGGACAUCGUUAUGGGUCAGUCUAGGGUUGUGGAAGGGUCGGUGAGGAAGAAGGAUAACGCGAGGAAGGUGCAGAGGAAGAGUAAAGAGGAGAGAAUGAAGAUGGCUGAGAUUGAGAGGAAAGAGGAGUUGAAGCGGUUGAAGAAUGUUAAGAAGAAGGAGAUGAAGGAGAAGAUGAAGAAGGUGCUUUCUGUUGCUGGUUUUAAGGAUGGAGAAGAAUGUCCGUUAGAUGCGAAAGAUUUUGAUGAUGAGUUUGAUCCGGAGGAGACAGGUGGUUCCUCCGACUGCUUCAUUUGCUCCUACUGCUGAGGUUCAUGAUCUACAGGAGCCUUUACCUAUUU